Diospyros lotus (date-plum) is the source of this 11687-nucleotide messenger RNA. Its product is annotated as shewanella-like protein phosphatase 2. Gene Ontology annotation, molecular function: hydrolase activity. Bases 15 to 1211 code for a protein of 398 amino acids. NCBI's taxonomy places the organism in Eukaryota, Viridiplantae, Streptophyta, Magnoliopsida, Ericales, Ebenaceae. The record is from RefSeq and is a predicted model, not a curated record. The transcript has 2 exons.
UUGACGUUGGAAAGAUGGCUGGAGAAGGCGCUCGCGGGGAGCGAAGCCCGGCGUGCGAGAGCCUGCCUCGCCUUCUCUCCUCUUUCGUGGACGCUUUCGUCGACUUCUCCGUCGGCGGCCUCUUCUUGCCCCCAAACCCUAGCCCCUCAUCUCCAUUAGACCCCAUUCCUACCACCUACCCCUCGCCGGACCGCCUUGUCGCCGUCGGCGAUCUGCACGGCGACCUCCAGAAAUCCAAAGAGGCGCUGAGGCUGGCCGGCCUCAUUGAUUCCUCCGACAGAUGGAUCGGCGGCUCCGCCACCCUGAUCCAGAUCGGCGACGUCCUCGACCGUGGCGGCGACGAGAUCAAGAUUCUCUACUUCCUGGAGAAGCUCAAGCGCCAGGCUGCGAAGUCCGGCGGCACGGUAGUUACGAUGAACGGGAACCACGAGAUCAUGAACAUUGAUGGUGAUUUUAGGUACGUGACUCAAUCUGGUUUAGAGGAGUUCCGAGUUUGGGCUGAUUGGUAUCGCGUCGGUAAUGCUAUGAAGAGUCUCUGUGAUGGUUUGCCAAAACCGAAGGAUCCGUUUCGUGGCUUGCCUUCGGUUUUUCCUAACGUUAAUCAAGAUAUCAGUGAUAGUAUUAGGGCAAGAAUUGCCGCGCUGAGACCUGAAGGUCCGAUCUCGAGUCGAUUUCUAUCGAAAAAUUUGACUGUUGCUGUCGUCGGAGAGUCCGUGUUUGUUCAUGGAGGGCUUUUGCCGAAGCAUGUUUUUUAUGGAUUAGAUCGAAUUAAUGAAGACGUGAGGGAGUGGAUUUGUGGAUUGAAAGAGAGGGUUUCGUCGGAGUUAGUUAGGGGUAGGAACUCAGUUGUUUGGUUGCGGAAGUUCUCUCACGAAUUGGCUAAAAUGUGCGACUGUUCGACUCUUGAACAUGUCCUCGCGACCAUUCCUGGUGCGAAGAGGAUGAUCAUGGGUCAUACCAUUCAAGAGAGUGGCAUCAAUGGCGUGUGUGACAACAGAGCAAUAAGGAUUGACGUGGGGAUGUCCAAGGGUUGUAUUAAUGGAUUGCCUCAAGUUCUAGAAAUCAUAAAUGGGAAUUCGGAGUUGCGGGUUUUAUCGUCACACCCUUUGCAUCAGAAAACACAUGAAUCUUCUCCUGAAUCCAAAGAGAAAGAGGGGCUUGGUUUUCUGGUCCCUGAACAUUGGCCAAAACAAGUAGAGGUGAAGGCCUAAUUGUUAUCCAGGGAGGAAUUUAACUCAACUUGGUAGUUUUACUUUAAUCUCUUGAGAAAAACUAGCAUAUUAGUAUAUAAGUUUUAGAUUAUCAUUGUGGGUUAACUUUCAUGUGGAAGCAUUAUUCUUUGUAGUCAGUCAUUGAGUCAACAUAUGAUUAAUAGAAUGACUGUUCAGUCACUUGUAAGUUGGACUCACUCUUAACUCCUAUUUGAGGCUUCUCUUGAUUCAUUUCAAAUUAGUAUGAACUGGGUGCAAGAACAACCAGAUAGUUAAAAACAUGAUAAAUGCUUUUAUAUUAUUUGAAAUGAAUUUGACCUCCCUAUUUGCUAUAAACAAGUGAGAUUCAUACAACUUGGUUUUCUGGCAUGAUGCCUCAUCCUUUGCAUGAAUGCCAGAACCUGGAAACUUUCUAUGUUUGAACUCUAAUUAUAAGUGAAACCUUUGAUCUGAUUGAAAGUGAAAUCAUAAUUUGCUCUUUCUUUUUCCCUGUCUUAUCUUUAUCAUGUUAGGGUUGAAAUCACAAGGCCUCAAAUAGGAAACUUCAGAUUCUGUCAAUUGAAUGAAUAAAUUUGCCAUCACGUUCUGUGCUAAAUGCCAAGGUUAUAGGUUUGCAGCUAUGACAGGCAUGCAGGGUCUCAUUUACGUUAAGCUAAUGGUGGAUGCGUAUCUUAACUAGUUGUAAUUUCAAGGAAGUUUAGCAAGACUUGUUUUGUGUCAGGAAAUAAGCAUUUGAGCGUCACAGUCUGUACAUCGCCCUGCAUUUUUGGAACAUGAAAGGACCCAAACUCAGAAUUUCAUGUGUGCAGAUCCAUCAACAUUGGGUUUGUAUUAGUGAAUUAUGCUAUGCGGGCAUAGUAUAAGAAUGUUAAAAGCAACUCAAUUAGUUUAGAUGGACUCUAAACUAUGCUAUGCCCAUUAGAUUAUAUACUUUCCAUAAUUUUCUAUUGAGUUCCCCCUUUUCUAGCAUACAGAUUCAAUGUUCAUAAAAAACUCAGAACUCUCUUUCUUAUUAUAGAGUUUUGUGCAAUGAUUAUGGGUCCAUGUUAGGGGUAACCUUCAUGUUUAUAGUUCCAUAUUGUCAUGUACCUAGGGUUUGGAUUGGAAAUCGAAAGAAUCCAAGGAAUUAGGACCAAUAACAGAAGGAUUGGAGGGAGAAUUGGAUAGAAAUGGGGAAGAUAAUAAAUAGAAAUGAGGGAGAGUUGCAGACAGAGCAGAGAAAGACAAAGAUUAGAGAGAUAGCAGAGGGAAACGGGAGAGAAUUUGAGAGAGAAUUGAUGAGAGGGAAAGUAGAAUUCAAUUAUCAUUCAAAACAUACAAUUCUCUAACUACUGUAGCCUAUUUAUAGGUUUUACCAAGGUACUAACAACUACAAAAUAAGAGUACAACUAAAAGAGAAAUACAUGUAAUUCAUAUUACUAAUCUAUUCUUGGGGUCGUGACAACUUCCCCCUCCUUGAAAGAGUUAUUGUCCCUAAGAACAUACAGUGAUUGGCCACUGUUCUCAUCCAAUCUCAACUUUCUCUCUCUGUUUUAUUCUUCUUUCUUCUUCUAGGCCUCUUCCUUUGCGCUCUUAGGUUCGCACAAGCAAUUUCAGGCAUAAGUUGAUCCAAAACUUCACUAAAAGUAACCUUAUUGAGUUUGAGCCAAAUAUAACUACAUACUGCAAUAGCUAUCCAAUCAAGAUUGGACUCCCAUUUAAGAACAUGAUCAGCCACUCCCUGACUGUCGUAGUUGGCAACUGAAACUUGCAAGUGAUGAUCAGUAUAAAGUUCACACAUCUAACUAGUUACCAUAAGAAAAGCUAGUGAUGGAACACAAUCUUUAUUUACAUAUGUUCCCCUCUUCUCAUCAUCUUCGGUGUUGACUGUUUUGAGCCCAAAGGAUUGCCUAAUGAAAUCCUCAGCUGCAGUAGAAAAAUGUUGAACAGACAGAUUGUCUUCCUCUAGUUUUAGGACCUCAUCAUCAUUGUAAGUAGUUUUCUUAGAGCCAAUAUAAGACGGCUCUGAUCUGGAUUGCCCAAUCAGAACUUCUUUGACUACAUGUGGAGCAACAAAGACUCGAUCCAACCUAGAAUUGCUGUCAGAGGCAUCACCAAUAACAGCUCCAACAUGCUUCAUAACUGGGACAUCUAAUGAAUCAAUGUUGUGUUCUAAAUCUGAUUGGUCCUUAGUUUUCGGUAAGUUCGAAAACUGGUCCGAUAUAGCAUCCGCUUCCUUUAAAUCGGAUGUAGUUGAUAGGAUUCCAUUAAGAGGUUCUGCCUCAACUUCUGAGGAUCUAGUAGCUCUGUUGACCAUUCCGGUUCCUAGUAGAAUCGGGUUCGAUCUCUCAAUUGGAGGAAAAUUAGGAGAAAUUCGUACCGAAUUUUGCCUUGCCAACAUCAUCAUAAAAUGUUGUAUCUGAUUGUUCUGUUUGCUCAUCUCUUCGCGCAUUUGAUCCACUGCGCUAUCCAAUUUCUUCUCUAUCACCGAUUCUAUGGACUCCUCAAUGGUCCCCAUGUGGAUCUGCAUUUCCGUCGCUAUUGUUGUCACUUGUUGCAACUACGUCUCCAUCUUUUUCAUCCUGGUGUCGAUGGCCAUUUGAGUUCAGAUCGUUGUAGUUGUCUAUGAAAUUGCGUCCAAAUUCAUGAUUGGCUGCCCGAGUCCUCUUCAAAUUUGAAAUCGCUGGGGUUGAGGAAUCGGCCUAGAUCGCCUGAACUCGCCUGAUGCAAUCGUUUCCUGUACUUGCCUUGGUUAGUUGCUAUGACUUUGAUUAGCAAUCCUGAAUUUGCCUUUGUCACAAUCGAAAAUUGGCUGGCUUGGCUUUAACGAAUCUGCUAAUAAAAUUCGCCUAGCUUGUUGAAAAUUACGUCCAAGAAUCGUUGGCAGUUCCAAACGUAGUUCUAGUGAUCUUAGCAACACGUUGGGACAAGCAGAGUUCGACGUUUGGGUGUAGAAUCGAUUGAGCGAUGAUUUUAGGAGAUUCCAGCAAAUUCAAGAGUUCCGACAAUUUCAAUUAGCCUCGGUGUUGAUAGGUGAGCACGAUCAGCGAUUCCAACCUGAUCCUGGAGGGUGAUAAUGGCGAAUUAGUGAAACGGAUACAAAGGCGGCUUAAAGAGAUUAGCGUCUUCAAGACUUUGAGCAAGAAUUACUUGCUUACUCGUAUCUGCUGGAGUCACUGAGAUCUGUAACUCAACUGCUUCCGCUACGAAUCACCCAAACUUGCUUCCAAUGAUCGAUUGGCUCUGUUCGAAUUUGGCUUGAUUACUUCAUAAUCGGAUCGAACACUAUUGAAUUUUUGAACUCACAGUCGAGGAACGAUUGCUUUGAUACCAAUUGUCAUGUACCUAGGGUUUAGCCUAGGGUUUGGAUUGGAAAUUGGAAGAAUCCGAGGGAAUUAGGACUAAUAACAGGAGGAUUGGAGGGAGAAUUUGACAAAAACGGGGAAGAUAAUAAACAGAAAUGAGGGAGAGUUGUAGACAAAGCAAAGAAAUUGAGAGAUUAGAGAGAUAGCAUAGAGAAACAAGAGAGAAUUGAUGAGAGGGAAAAUUGAAUUCAAUUAUCAUUCAAAACAUACCAUUCUCUAACUAACUUAGUCUAUUUAUAAGCUUUACCAAGGAAGGUACUGUCACGACCUGACGCAGUGUGUAGCGCGUAUAUAAAUAAAACUCACAAAGAAACCCUUGAAACAAUAAGUUUCAAGUACCCUUGAGAGAACAAACUUCAACAACCAAAGCUAGACUCUUAUCUAGGCGCAAGAAUCGAAUUUGCUUGCUGGAAAAAAUCAAACUGGUUUGCUGGAAUUUAUUGAAUAAAAAAAUUAUUACAACCCUUAGUUUCUAGGUGUAUUUAUAGAGUUUGACUAAUCCAUUUAAUACUUGUAAACAAAAUUCAACUAGAAUCCUAAUAGAAAUAAAAUCCUAAUAAAACAUGAAGUAGAAUCCUAAAACUUAUAAAAUUUCGCUACUAUUCCAACACUAGUGUGUGGGCCAAUUCUUGGUUGCCCGGUUUGGGUCGAGUCAACUUUGGGUUGGGUCUUGAUCGGUGACAACAUCAUUUACCUCACAUUUGAGAAGAAUUCGUCCUCAAAUUAUGAUGCGGGUAUGACAACACAACAUUCGACAAAUCCAAAAAAAGAUCAUCAACAUUAAAGGUUUUGGAAAUACCUAUAUGAUUAGGCAAAUCCACAACAUAAAUAUUGUCAUUGACCUUUUUUGUGAUCUUAUAAGGACAAUACUUCUUUGGCUUGAGCUUGUUAUGCUUUCCGGCUGGAAUCUUUUCCUUCUUCAAGAAUACCAUGACUUCAACUCCAACCUCAAAUACCUUGUUCUUUCUAUGCUUGUCAGUUGUUGCCUUCUACUUCUCAUUCGCUUUGUGCAACUUAUGCUUGACAUAUUCUUGAAUUGCUUGAACUUGCUCGGCUAAGUCGCUAGCUACAACACACAUCCUCCAACUCCCAUAUUUCUUUGGUGUCAAUAAUGUUGGCACUACACAUGGACUCAUACUAGCUUGAAUGUGUCAUUUUCUCAACAAUUCCUCUACCUGCUCCCGCAAAAUCUCAUUGUCCCUAGGACUCAUCUUGUAGUGUGGUAGGUUAGGCAAACUAGCACUAGGAAUCAAAUCAAUGUGGUGUUGAAUAUCCUUCAUAGGAGAUAGUUCAUUAGGUAACUCCUCAGGAACCACAUUAUGAAAUUUCUCCAACAAUCCCUGCACCUCCACUAGAAUUUGAUUCACUUUCACUGGCUCACUCACACUCUCUCCCUUUACAACUAACAGAUGAACCUCUCGGGUAUUCUUACACUCCCUCACAAACUCAAAGUGUUUAUGUGUAAUGGUAAGAAAAUUUCUCCCCUCAACUUUAUAAGCUUUGGUUUGGUUCUUUUCUACUAUAGGUAACAAAGUAUAACACACACCCUCUUUCUUAAGAUGUGUUCCUCCUACCUGAGUGCUUAGCAUCCACAUCAAAUUGCCAAAGUCUCCAUAUGACAAGCAUCCAUAUCAACAAUAUCACAAUAAAUUUUGUCAAAAUACUUACCAAUAGAGAAAGGCACCCUGUAGCAUUCAUCCACACGUAUGCCAUCAACUUCUUUGAUUCAUCCAAUCGUGUAAGGGUUUGGAUGUUUCUUAAGAGUUAGCUGCAACUUCUUCACCACAUCUCUUCCUAUGAUGUUCUCCUGACCUAUGUAACACCUCGCCUCAGGCAUGUUAUUAUGUUGGUUUUUUUUUUUUUUCCCUCACACACAUUUACAAUAGCAUCUCUGUGACAUUCUAAAAUCCUCAACAAACGUACACAAAAUUAACAUUCCCAAUGUAGAACUAAGGAAUGGUAAAUUCAUUCAUAAGUGGAAGCAGAAUUAGAACCUUAAGAAAUCUUGUAUUUGUAACAUACAAUAAACUCCAUACAAACCGAGUCAUAACAUUACAAUAACCAUUAAUGAAAUUAAACAUAAACUAACUGGAUAUCCGGUCCUAGCCUUGGCAUAGGACCCACCACUCAACCUUCUCCAUGCUCAAGCUUCAGCCACCCCCUUGCCUUGCCUUUCUGACCGCUCAUUUCGCCUGGAACGUGGAAUAUUCCAAGAUCAACUAUCCAACAUUAGAAGAUGAAUUUUCUAAGAGAAGGUUAAAACAGCUUUCAUGAAUGAAUGAAUGAUGCAUGGACAAGAAUAAACAAAUGUCCUAGUGUAACUUUCUUGGCAAACUAGCCUGACACGGAACCCUAAGCAAUCAUCCUAGCAAGCACAUGUGGCACGGGAUACUCCUAUAUGUCAACACCUUUGGGGAAUUACGGCUAAACUAUCAGGGCGACACCCCAUCCCAUUCACAAGUAUCUAUAUGCCAACAAUUCCAUGCCAUGUGUAAUAUCAUAACUAUUGAUGCAACAUGCCAUGUACAGAUAUGACAAAAUAUUCAUAAAUUACAUAUGAUUUAGUAACCUUCGUAAAUAUCGUGCAUAAUAUAGACAAUACAUAACGUAUAAGUUUUCGGGGAAAAUCACUCACAUUGAACAAAACUCGGGAUAUCUCAACGUACCCUGACCAUCAUAUUUGUGACAGGCCUCAAUAAUCACACAACUACUCAACUUUGAGCCUCAACGUACCCUGACCAUCAUAUUUAUUCAAAGAAGUAUCAAUUUUUAUUUUUUCAUAAUUUCCUCAUUUUUCCUCUAUUUCCUUCAUAUUUUUUCCCUUGAUAAUUCCAAAAUAAAUACCUCAUCAAAUAUUUUCUCAAAUUUUUCAACACCAUAAUUCAUAAAAUAAUUUCUCAAAAAUAUUAAAAUAAAAUUCAAAAAAUACCUAUGUCUCACGGGCCCUCACUCGCUCUGCGCGUGUACUGCAAGUGAAGAUUGGCAUGUGCACCUCAUGCGUUGGUCGUCUUCUCCGGCUUCGGCCACCGACAUUUGUUGGUUUUUGCUUCUACUUUGCCUUGCACCUCAAGUCGAUCACAAUGGUACCAUCUUAGGCUUGAAACCACUACUGGAAGUGGCUCAACCAGUCGUUUGAAAGCUCGGCCGAGGCUUUUGCCUAGUUUUCCGGUGAUCACCCGAAACCCUAUCAAAUCUACACGAAUGCUCACCAAAAGCUCCAAAGAAACUCUACAAAAUACAAGGAACAAAAACCCCUUAUCCUUAACCCUCGAUUUUCUUUAUAAAGACUUGAAUUUGUGCUCGAACUUAUGAACAAACCCUUGGCCAUCGACCCCUAUUUAUACUCGAUUUCGAGCCUUAAAACGCCAUUUGCUGUCUAAUCCGAGGUCUUUAAUGCCUCAACUUGCCUCAGAUCAACCCAAAACCUUUAUCAUUAGCCCCAAAAAUCGAUUCAUAGAGCUUCGAUUUUCUAGCCAUCUCACGGCCUAAAUUUUGAUCAAAUCAGCCGUCGAUGUGGCUGAUUCCUCACCAUGGGCAGGUCCUGAUGACUCUACCCCUAAUCUUGAACCCUCUGAGCCUUAAUUGGAAACCCCCCAAUGGUCGAAAUCGAUGAUAGCAGAGGUGGCCGAUUCCUCACCACUGCCAAUUUUUUUUUUUUUUUCAAAAUUGCACUUUCACCCCUUCAACUUCAAAAUUACUUUUGGACCUUUCCAAGCAACCCUUUGAGUUUCUGAAAAUUUCACAACGAACCCCUAAAUUUUCUCUUUCACGUUUUAUCCCCUAAGUUUCGUUUUACUGCUUUCGGCCAAGUUUCAUAAAUAACACUUAGGCCCGAAAGUAUGCUUUGAUUGCGAAUCCCUCUUGUUUCAUACUGAAACCACCUCAGGAUUGUUCUUUAUGCCUAACUUGAUUUUUCUCAGGGUUCCGUUGACUUUUCGGAAGUCCCUUGUGACCAUUCGAUUUUUCAGCUUGAACUAUAAUUGUACUAAAAAUAGUCUCUAUUUCGAUUUUUUUUAAUGCCAUAAAUCUUGUCUUGAGAUGCUCAUCAAUCGCAUAUCCUUUUUCGUAGGUAUCUAAGCUCCAGGGCAUUCCCUGUAGCUGAUUUGGUCACCCAUAACUUUGGAAAAUUACUCUAUAACCCCCCAAACUUAUGAAAAUUCCAUUUACGCCCUAAGAUAAGUUACACUUGAGUCCUUUAGAAAUUCUUGAGUAUUACAACUUCCAUUAUCAAUAAUUAGCUUAAAGGUCAUUCCGUUCACCGUACAUCUUGUGCAAAAAAGCUUAUGCUGUUGAGUAAUAUCUUCGUUCUUUUUGAGACAGCAUUAACUUUUUCACUACACAUGUAUACUCUUCAUGCCCAUAUUCUCCUUCAUCGUCCCUUUCAAUAUUAAUAGUCUUUCUUCUUGGACAAUCAUUGUACCUAUGCCCAACCUCAUUGCACUUGAAACACUAUUAAAGAAUAGGUUUUACAUAAAGAUUAGUGGAUUUUGGAAUAUUAGAAGUCGUGCAUCGAGUGUUUCCUCCCGUUGUAGCCUUAUUAGGGUUAACUACAUUAGGUGGGUUGGAAGGUUGCACUUCUUGAACCGACUUGCCUUUAUCAAAAGCUGUUUGUUUAUUGUCAUUCCCACUACACCGACGAUAUUUGUCAUUGCAGGUUUUCUCAUUCAACAUUAACUCAACUUUUAAAGUCAAGUUCCUUGCUUCUGCCACACACAUAACCAUCUAAACUCCAAUUUUAUCACGAAUAAUAGAUUUCAACCCAAUCAAAUAACGAGUUACUUGUUGAUUGUCACUUUCUGACAAUUGGUUUCUCUCCGCCAAUCUCAGAAACUCAAAGAUAUACUCAUUUACACUCCUUAUUCCCUGUUCACAUCUUUGAUAUGCUUCAAACAUGUAUUGUUCAUAGUUAGGGGAUAAAAACCCACCUCUUAAUAGCUGCUUUAUUCGUCUCCAUGUCUGAACUGGAUGUCGGCUUUCCCUCAAUCUAGUCUCUCUCAAUCGUUCCCACAAACAGAUGCGCCUCUCUUCAAUCGAUAGGCCACUAGCUUGACUUGUUUUUUUUUUGGGAUUUCCAUGUAUUCGAAAAAAUGGUCAACCUCAGUGAUCCAAUCCAGGAAUCCCUCAAUAUCAAGAUCUCCACUAAAGGUAGGAAUAUCAACUUUUAGUUUAUACUCAUCGUUUCCCCAAUGGUUGUGCUGCUGCGCAUUCCUCCUAAUCUCUCUAUCACCAUGGUUAGAUAUUACAUGAUCAAGAUCAUCUUCAUCAUCGCUAUCUUCCAUCAUUGGUCUUCUAGGAUUAACAGGGACAAGAUUAAUGGCUGAUCUUCUUGGGUUAACUCCUCUGUCAUGAAUCAUUCAAUUAUUCUAGUUCUUGUUAUCAUCACCUCGUAAUAAAAUACCAAAUUGGUUGCUAAUAUGCUCCAAUUGUUGUUGCAUAUUAUGAGUUAUUUCCCGUUAUUCUUCAAUUGCUCUCCUAACUGUAGGCAAUCCUUGAUCACUAUCGCGAGGUUGGUUGAUACUGCUUUCAAGAUUAGCCAUCUAAUUGGUUGAUUAACUGCUCUGACACCACCUGACGUAGCGUGUAGGGUGUGUGCAAAGAAAACAUACAAAGAAACCAUUGAAACAAUAAGUUUCAAGUACCUUUGAGAGAAUCGAAACGACCAAAGCUGGACUCUCAAUUAGGCGCAAGAAUCGAAAUUGCUUGCUGGAAGAAACCAAACUGGUUUGCUAGAAUUUAUUGAAUAAAAAAAUUGAUUACAAUCUCUUACUUCUAGGUAUAUUUAUAGAAUUUAGUUAUUCCAUUUAACACUUGUAAACAAAAUCUAACUAGAAUCCUAAUAGAAAUAAAAUCCUAAUCAAACAUCAAGUAUAAUUCUAAAAUUUAUGAAGUUUUGCUACUGUUUCGGCGCUACUAUUUGGGCCGAUUCUGGGCUGCCCGAUUUGGGUUGGGUCGACUUUGAGCUAAGUCUUGAUCGGUGACGGUCUUGUUACUGUUUCCACUUUCAUUAGGAAUAUUCUACUGAUCCAAUGCAUAGACAUAAUAAUUCUACCGUCUUGUUACUUGGGAAUAUGCUAUGCUUUGGAUUAUGUCUUUAGGCUACUGUUGCAAUAUUAAGGAAAAAAAUUGGACAUGGUGAUAUGCUACUGCCACCAUUUAGGCCCUGUUGAAUUUUUUUGAAAUUGAAAAAUGCCAUCAUUUAUCAUCUACUGCCUUAUGGUUUAAUCAAUUUAUUCAGUCCUUACUAUUUGGGUAAUGCUUACUUUUUCACGAGGCUAAAAAAAGUCCCAUCAUUUCAUGCCCCUUUCUUCACUAUUUCAUUCUUCUAGUGUUCUGUUUUUGGGUGGUUCUUUAUGACAGUGGCAUAACUAGCAUUUCCUAUCCAUUGCAUUUUGCCCUUUAGCCACUAUGACUUGUUUAUGAGAAGCCAACACGAUCUUAUACUUCCAUUGCUCUGCUUUACCCACUGUUUAUGCUACCAUUGCUGUGCUUAUUUUUUCUUCAUUGCCAAAUGGCAUAAUUUUCAUUUUCUAUGCACUACAAUUAGUGUUCAGGCCAGUAUCAAUUUUUUUGGUAAAAGAAAAGUGACCAUGGUUAUCGAGUCAGUGAUCGGCUCCUUUAGGACAAUAGAGGGCGAACUCAAGGAGAAUUUCGGACUCAUUGAUCUUCCCUAUACAUGGAUCAGCUUGUGUGUAUCACUUGCCAAUUGGGAUGACUUCCCAACAGACUGUCCAAACAACUUGAUUCAGUUCUAACUUCCAAUUACUGGGCUAUUAGGGAAAAAACCUAUAACUGCCCCGUAGAACAUGGAGUAGUCUUAUAGCUGACCUUCUUAGGAUCGACCUAGUUGCGUGCAACCCAGCCCCACUCAGUCAAGAAGCUUCAUAGCUCGCGCAACCACUCUUCUUUGAUCCAAACAAGAUGGGAGUUCUUGCUUAUGUGUAUCAAAGGUGAUCAUCAGAUGGCAUUGCCUACAUUUAUGCUACAAUGGAGUCUCUGGAAUGAUUUUAUCAUUAGGUUGCCUCAUUUAUCGGUUUGAUCCUUUUUUUGGGUGUUCUUGACGUCUGUAUAUAGAUCAAUCAACAUUUGCUAGAACUUGUUUUCCCUUUUGAUUGAAUCUUGUUUUCCACUGCCA